AUUCAUGGGUGGUGGAGUAAAGAGUGCGGUGGCCAAGUUCACUGCCACCGGGAUCAGAGGCGUCGUACCGCCUAUCCAGUCAUCUGUUCAGAGUGCUUCUGAAGUGUCACCGGCAGAUGGCGGUGAAGACAGUACGGCGAGGGUGGUGUCAUCAGGCAGUGUUCCUUGUUUUGAUGAAGCCACAACUGAACUAAAACAUGUUCUACAUAAGAAAUACCUAUCUUCAAACUCCACCGAAUACCAAGGCUGUGCUCUUCCUAAUCAAAUAUCUGUUCUGUCAGCUUCUCAUUCUGGUUUGAAGAACAAAGAUAGUGUUUUUCAGGCUUUUCAAUUGUUUAGUGAAAGUUCAGAAGCUCAGAAUGUUGUGGCUUCUAUUGCCUGUGACCCAAAUGUAUGGAAUGCGAUGGUGCAAAAUCCUAAACUACAAGAUUUCUUCCAUGCACAGCAGACAGAUGGUUUUGAAUUAGAGAGAAGUUUUGAUGAAAAAGUUGAAGACUUACCUUAUUCUUAUUCUGUGUAUUCUCUUGUCAAUUUGCUAAAUAUUCUCCGCAAUGUAAAGUUUACCGUAGUUGAAAUGAUUGCAGCGUGUCAAUUCACUUUCAGAAUAAGUUUGGGUUCUUAAUUGCUGGUUAUUGAUUGGAGAGGAAAUGCAAAAGCAAACUUCAUCGAUAAUACAUCAUUGUGAAGGAACUUUUAUGUAUGUUGAAACUUGCUUUAAGUUGUAAGCAAAAAUGAGUUAAAACACACUUUGUUGAGCUCUAAUUUACUUUAUGAUUUUGAUGGCUGGGAAUUUUCACAACUCUAUUAUUCUUGAAAGUUAUUUAUAAGAUAUUAAUGUAUGCUAUUUCGUUUGGUUUCUCCACCAUUAUCGUGGAUCUCUAUAACUGUUUUUUUCAGUGGAAUUUAGUGAUAUCUUCGGAAAAUAUUGAAUUGUUUAAA
Vigna umbellata (rice bean) is the source of this 939-nucleotide messenger RNA. RefSeq lists its product as uncharacterized. NCBI's taxonomy places the organism in Eukaryota, Viridiplantae, Streptophyta, Magnoliopsida, Fabales, Fabaceae. The record is from RefSeq and is a predicted model, not a curated record.